CGGAGGAGCCGCCACUUCCUGGAGUCGCCGGCCGGGGCCGCUCGCUGCACUCAGCGCUGGAGCCGGGAGCCCGCGGCCGUCGCCAUGUCCCACCAGACCGGCAUCCAAGCAAGUGAAGAUGUUAAAGAUGUCUUUGCCAGAGCAAGAAAUGGAAAAUACAGACUUUUGAAAAUAUCUAUUGAAAAUGAGAAACUUGUGAUUGGAUCAUGUAGUCAGCCUUCAGAUUCCUGGGAUAAGGACUAUGAUUCCUUUGUUUUACCCCUGUUGGAGGACAAACAACCAUGCUAUAUAUUAUUCAGGUUAGAUUCUCAGAAUGCCCAGGGAUAUGAAUGGAUAUUCAUUGCAUGGUCUCCAGAUCAUUCUCAUGUUCGUCAAAAAAUGUUGUAUGCAGCAACAAGAGCAACUCUGAAAAAGGAGUUUGGAGGUGGCCACAUUAAAGAUGAAGUAUUUGGAACAGUAAAGGAAGAUGUAUCACUACAUGGAUAUAAAAAAUAUUUGCUGUCACAGUCUUCUCCUGCCCCAUUGACUGCAGCUGAGGAAGAAUUACGACAGAUUAAAAUUAAUGAGAACCCAGAGGAUCGUAUUGGGGUACAAACUGACGUGGGUGUGGACACUAAGCAUCAAACACUGCAAGGAGUAGCAUUUCCUAUUUCUCGAGAAGCUUUUCAGGCUUUGGAAAAAUUGAGUAACAGACAGCUCAACUAUGUGCAAUUGGAAAUAGAUAUAAAAAAUGAAAUUAUAAUUUUGGCCAACACAGCAAAUACAGAACUAAAAGAUUUGCCAAAGAGGAUUCCCAAGGAUUCAGCACGUUACCAUUUCUUUCUGUAUAAACAUUCCCAUGAAGGAGACUAUUUGGAGUCCAUAGUUUUUAUUUAUUCAAUGCCUGGAUACACAUGCAGUAUAAGAGAACGGAUGCUGUAUUCUAGCUGCAAGAGCCCUCUGCUAGAUAUUGUAGAAAGACAACUACAAAUGGAUGUCAUUAGAAAGAUUGAGAUAGACAAUGGGGAUGAGUUGACAGCAGACUUCCUUUAUGAAGAAGUACACCCCAAGCAGCAUGCACAUAAGCAAAGUUUUGCAAAACCGAAAGGUCCUGCAGGAAAGAGAGGAAUUCGAAGACUAAUUAGGGGUCCAGCUGAAACUGAAGCCACUACUGAUUAAUAUCAUUAUAUUAAGUAUAACAAUACUAGUUUUUUAAAAGUCCAACUUUUAGUACAGGAGAACUGAAAUCAUUCCAUGUUGAUAUAUAGUAGGGGGAAAAAAUGUACUUUUUGAAUAAUAGCACUUUUCACUUCUGUGUGUUUUUAAAAUUAAUGCUAUAGAAGUCUCAUGAUUUCUAAUUUUGAGUUAAAGCUAGAAAAGGUUUCAACAUAGUGAUGUUUAAUUUUGUCACACUGUUUUCAUAGAGUGAUGAUUCCACACUUUCAUAUAAUUCUUAAAGUUUUAUACAGUUGGGCCAAUUCCAGAAAGUCUAAUAUCUAAAAGUAAGAUAUUCUUAUUACUCUUUAGUGAGACACCAUUUUUUUUCCUUUUAGGGCGAGAGAAAGACCUUAAAAUAUUCAUUGUACUUAAUGAAUAUGUUAAGGACCAGGUUAAAUUAUUUUCUAAGGGGAAAACUUAGUGUGCCUAAGAAGAGGUGGAAAGAAGCUUACUCUGAGGAGCACUGCUAAUGUCAGACUAUGGGAUCAUGUCUACAGCUUUUAGAAACAGUGCUUUGUUGCAGCAGUCUUCUAUUUGACUUUGGUUUUUAAAUGGCAUUAAAAUUUCAGAAGAUCAGCUCACUCUGAAACCUUAAAGGGUACAAGAUCUUUAUUGAAGGAUUUCUGAUGACAAUGAAAGACACAUUUAUUUAGUAAAUUCUCUUUCCAGUGCUUUAAAAAAUUCCUAUUUCAAAAGUCUCUUUAUUAUUAAUAGUGAGGCCAAAUAUUUACAUUCAGUUGAAUAUUAAAUUAAUAUUCAAAAGCAAAUAAAACUAAAGUCAACAAUGUUGAAAAUGUUUUAAACAGGAAGUUUGAUUUCUCUACAAAACCAUCCAUUUAUAGCAAAUUGUGUUCUUUAUCACUUUUGAGCAAAUACUCAGAUUUAAUAAAAUUGUUUUAUUAAAGCCCUAGUACUUAUCAACCUAAUACAGAUAAACACUUAAGAAUCUUAUUUCAAAACACAUUUAACUGUUUUCUAAAGCUUUGCAUUUUCAGCUACAAUCUACAGAGAUUUUUUGAGCCUCAUUUGUCUUUGAUACUUGAAAUAGAGGGAGCUAGAACACUUCAUGUUUGAUCUGUUAAACCUGCUGCGAGAGCCAUAAGUUGGAGGUGUUUUCUAAAUGAACUGUGGGGAUCCAGGAUUUAGAAUCGUUUGAUCUAAACUUUAUGCUGCAUAAAACAAAUAUCAGAAAUGCACAUUUCAUAGUAUAAAAUAUGAAAACUCAUUUUACACCUUAUUAUGUAAGGUAAUAUAUGCACCUUUCAGAAAGUCAAUGUGUUCAAGUAAAGCAUAUUAGAAUAAUUAUGGGUUGACAGAUUUUUUUUUCUAGAAUUAAGAGUAUUUGUGUGGGGUUUUGUUUGUUUACAAAUAAUCAGACUAUAAUAUUUAAACAUGCAAAAUAAUCAACAGUGAGUUGCACUUGUUUACUAAAGGAAAUAAAUACUUUAAGUUGUUCAUGGGUGCACACGUAGACACACAUACACAAAUUAUUGCAUUAAGAAUCCUGGAGCUGUGGUGCAGAUCAUAGCUGAAGAUGUUAUUUUUAGUCAGGAAGAAUGUUAACCUGUCAUGAAGGUAUAAAAUAAUUUAGUAGUGAAUGUUUUUCUGUACCAUCCAUGUGCAAUUAUACUCUAAAUUCCACUACACUACAUGAAAGUAAAUGGACAUUCCAGAAUAUAGAUGUGAUUAUAUAGUCCUAAACUAAUUAUUAAUCCAAUGAUUGUUGAAGAUCAGUGAUGCAUUUGUUAUAGAGUAUAACUCAUCGUUUACAGUAUGUUUUAGGUGGCAUCAUAACAAUAGAAGGUAAAUAAAGUAUUCCCAAUAAAUUUAUAUAGCAGUGAAGAAUUACAUGCCUUCUGUGGACAUUUUAUAAGUGCAUUUUAUAUUGCAAUAAAAAUUUUUCUCUUUAAA
This is a messenger RNA of Hipposideros armiger (great roundleaf bat), 3108 nucleotides long. RefSeq names its product twinfilin actin binding protein 1 (gene TWF1). Bases 85 to 1158 code for a protein of 357 amino acids. The record is from RefSeq and is a predicted model, not a curated record. Gene Ontology annotation, cellular component: actin filament; myofibril; cytoplasm. Lineage: Eukaryota; Metazoa; Chordata; Mammalia; Chiroptera; Hipposideridae. The transcript is spliced from 10 exons. Gene Ontology annotation, molecular function: actin filament binding; actin monomer binding. Gene Ontology annotation, biological process: positive regulation of neuron projection development; regulation of lamellipodium assembly; barbed-end actin filament capping.